Molecule: messenger RNA, 2396 nt
Organism: Hyaloscypha bicolor E
Lineage: Eukaryota; Fungi; Ascomycota; Leotiomycetes; Helotiales; Hyaloscyphaceae
Exons: 1
Coding region: 87-2318 (743 amino acids)
Source: RefSeq, a predicted model, not a curated record
CGCAGGAUCACAGCAGGCUACUAUUCAUCCAUCAAUUGCUACUAUAAACUGGAAGAAGGACCAAAACAUCGGACCUUCGACGAAGUAUGGAGUUAGAUGUCACAAAGAGAUAUGAUGAAAUCCUAGGCGCUGAUGGACAUCUCCCACGAGCGACAUUCAAGGAACAAAUCCUCGACGCUGCGCAGCAUCAAGUAUCCCGAGCCCAAACCCAGCACUGGGCUUCUCACUUACGUUUCCUGUCAUCAGACAAUUCUGAUCAAGCCGGCGGCCUCUGCAAUGUCUGUAAUGCAUGGCCUUCCUUCCAGCCAGGAGACCGUGUUCUGCGAUUGACGCAACCACAUGAGGCUGGGAGCUGCCGUCACUAUAUUGCUGUGUCAUACUGCUGGGAACAUCAUCUCGAAGAAUCUUCGAGCUCAAAAGACAGUUAUCUGGUCAAGACGGUGUCAGCAGAUCGUCCAAAUAAGGCACCCCCCAAGAUCAUCUCGCGAGCGAUUUCCUUCGCGUUGGAUACGGCGCCGAUGAACCUGAUUUGGAUCGAUCAAGAAUGCAUCGACCAAAAUGAUCGCUUGGACAAAGAGUUUGGAAUUCAGUCUAUGGAUCAGGUUUACCACAAGGCUAUGAUUUCACUUGGGCUGUUGAACGUUACUAUCAAAACUCAAUCGGAAAUGGACAUUCUCGCCAAGCUAAUGGAGGGACAGAUCUUUGGGACGGAACCAGAAAUACAAGCUGCGGUCGCUCUCCUAUAUCGCAUCAGCCAGGAUCGGUGGUUCAGUCGCGCCUGGAUAUUUCAAGAAUCGUGCCUGUCAUUGAAUCUGACAUUGCUUGUCCGUCAUGCAGAAGGACUGGAGAAGCCCGAUGUAUGCGGUCAAAUUCCAGGGGAGAUCAAAACAUCGAUGGACCGACUCCAGAGAUGGGCUACGUUGGUCUUCGCCAGUGUACGACAGUUUCCCCAAAGGCCGCUUUUGGACACUCUACGGAAAAUUGAAGAGAUACAAUUUUGGGCCACGUCACUGUUCCCCCAGAUCAAAACUUAUGAUUUCUCAACCAAGAGAUUCGCAUGUAGCGCUGCUGAGGCAUUGUACCACCUGAAUUUUCGUCUGAACUCUCGGCCGGCUGAUAGAUUGGCAAUAAUUGCCAAUUUAUGCCAGUAUCAUACAAGGCUAAACACGACUGAACUGAAUCUGAAAAUGACGAGCUUUUCCGUUUCUUUGCUCACAUUGAGCAUCUUGAACGGGGAUACGUCCCUGUUGAUUGAUUUUCUUCGGGAUGCCGAGACGCGAAAGCUAAUGCGAGAGGCACCUGCAAAAGAUGGUGGUUCAUCUUCAUCGUGGACAUCGAUAAGUGCCUCGCAGCGGAAAUAUCUCCGACAACAGUCGACGAACGACAUCAGCUCCAACUUCUCAUGGUCACUACCUCUGCUCUCUCGCUUUCCCAUGGCAGGGAAUUGGGAAUCAUCCUCCUAUUCGAACGGAUUUGACCCAAAUAUGCGUCUCCAGAUGUCAGAGAUUCGUCCAGAAGGCUUGCUUACUACAGGUUGGAUUUGGAACGUCAACAGCCGUAUUGAUCUUUCGAAGCUUCGAAACAAUCUUCUGACUCGAUGGAAAUCUUGCAACUGGAACUACGUUACAGGCUCUAAUUAUGUUCCCGAUGACCCUCUACGGUACUAUGAAGAUCACGAGAUCUUGAAACUGAACAACUUCUCCUCGGAUUUCAUGUGCCAGCUACUCGAAGAGUUGUCAGAACUGGAUCUCCCAGAAGUAGCUGAUGCUGUUUGGCAUCUCACACGCCCAACAUGGCACAAGCAGUGGGGCAACCGAUGGUUCCGCUUCAGCGAGACUCCUCAGUGGCUUCAAGAAAUCAAUAACGACAGAGACAUUGAUUAUGCCAGCGAACUCAAUAAUCAAUGUCCUAAAAGGCCAGUGUCCCUAGACCAGCUAUCCGAUCCAGAUGUCCGAGCUUCGUUUAUGAAAGUUGCUGAAGAUUGUUGGCAUGCGCCUUCACACCUGAGUUGGCUUUUCGAUCAAGUGAUGGAGAAAGGAUUCUUGUACUGUGGGCACCUCUUACAAGAAGAAAAGGAGGCAAAUUGCGUUCCGAGGGUGAUUUUUCAUUGUGAGGAGCCAGCUUCGGUUUUCACUCCUUAUACGGAGGAGGCUUGUACAAUUACCGGGCCAGUUCAACCUCGUGUUAAUCCGGUGUCUUGGAUUGUGAGUAUGGAGAAAGGACAAUCAGAAAGUCGUCCCGUGUUAUCGUGCAAUCAGAUAGUUCAAGGGAUAUGGGAGAAACCUGAUAAGAUAUUUCAAGAGGUGUUGCUAAUGUAGUCUGAGGGUAUACAUCUUUAUGAGAACAGCAUGCCAUAAUUCUAACUUAACUCGAAUCAGACUCGAGACUGAAGUCGC